CACACUAUCUUCUUCUUUACCAAAUGUAUGAAAUUUCCAGGGAUCAAGUCCAUGGACAUUGACCAGGACAAGUGCACGCUGACGGUGGUCGGCACCGUCGACCCGGUGCGCGUCGUGCAGAAGCUCAGGAAGUCGUGCUUCGCCGCGACCGUCGUCAGCGUGGACGACGACAAGCCGAAGGAGAAGAAGACCCCCUGCCAGGAGGCCUGCGAGAAGGCCUGGAAGGAGAAGUACGAGAAGGCCUGCGAAGAGAAGUGCGAGAAGGCUUGCAAGGAGCCGUGCUGCGACGACUGCAACAAGGGGACGCCGUCGUACGGCUAUGGGUACCGCUGCACGCCGGGCUGCCACUCCAGCCCCUGCGGCCUGCCCAGCUGCCACUACUACAGCAAUGGCUACCACGGCUACGGCGUGCGCGCGCCACCGGCGCCGCCACUGGGAUACGCCUGCUAUGAGGAGCAGUCACGCGGAGGCGGAGGAGAAUGCGGCAUCCAGUAAGCCGUGGAUUCGUCAUCGUCGUCCUGCAGGAGUGUGUAUGGCCGUGUCGUUGGAGUUCUCUUUUCGUACAGUGAUGAUUCCUUUUCCUCUGUGACACGACGGCUUACUUCCGGUUUGAUGCUUCAGUCUGCCUAUAUACUACUAGUGUAUAAGUAUAAUAAAAGCUCAUGUCGGCCAGCAUUUCUAUUUGUAGAUACUGAUGGUUACCUUAUGAAUUUAUAUUGGUGGUUCAAAGUUCACUCCGCCUAUGCGAAAGGGCAA
This is a messenger RNA of Triticum aestivum (bread wheat), 756 nucleotides long. Its product is annotated as heavy metal-associated isoprenylated plant protein 39-like. The record is from RefSeq and is a predicted model, not a curated record. NCBI's taxonomy places the organism in Eukaryota, Viridiplantae, Streptophyta, Magnoliopsida, Poales, Poaceae. The coding region runs from base 28 to 495 and encodes 155 amino acids. The transcript has a single exon.